Molecule: messenger RNA, 5232 nt
Organism: Pelobates fuscus (common spadefoot toad)
Lineage: Eukaryota; Metazoa; Chordata; Amphibia; Anura; Pelobatidae
Gene: ERO1B
Product: endoplasmic reticulum oxidoreductase 1 beta
Exons: 16
Coding region: 175-1569 (464 amino acids)
Biological process (GO): protein folding in endoplasmic reticulum
Cellular component (GO): endoplasmic reticulum membrane; endoplasmic reticulum
Molecular function (GO): thiol oxidase activity; protein-disulfide reductase activity; FAD binding
Source: RefSeq, a predicted model, not a curated record
CCUGCUCUACCAGGGCAGAGGGUAUAGCGCUGGUCUGUUACCCACUGUCAUAUGGGUGUUCAGGUUGCGCAGUAAGCAGGGGAGGAAAGAAGGGGGCAUCACUUGACUUUAUUAGAAAGGUGGGGAAGACACCUGCCGGGUCUUGUCUGGGUACAGAUCCCUGUUAGUAACAGUAUGGUCAAAGCCGCAUGGGAGAGUUUCUGCAAAGCGACCCAUAUCCUCCUGCUCCUAACGCUUACCCUCACUCCGAGCGGCAGCAGGCUCCAGCUCACCGGUGUUUUGGAUGACUGUUUCUGUGAUGUAGAAAGCAUAGAUGCCUUUAACAACUACAAGAUAUUUCCAAAGCUACAGAAAUUACAAGCACGGGACUACUUUAGAUACUACAUGGCGAACUUGAAGAGGCCUUGUCCCUUUUGGGCAGAUGAUGGGCAUUGUUCCAUUAAAGAUUGUCAUGUGGAGCCAUGUCCUGAGAGCAAAAUUCCAGUUGGGAUCAAAUCUGGGAAUUAUAACAAAUAUUCAUCAGCAGCAAAUUCCGAGGAACAUCUAGAAGCCUGUGAGCAAGCAAAUGAACUUGGAGCAGUGAACAGUACAUUAAGCAACCAAAGUAAAGAAGCCUUCAUUGCUUGGGCGAGAUAUGAUGAUGCACAAGAUCAUUUCUGUGAGCUUGAUGAUGAGCGAUCUCCUGAUGCACAAUAUGUGGACCUGUUGUUGAAUCCUGAAAGAUAUACGGGAUACAAGGGGCCCUCAGCCUGGAGAGUAUGGAACAGCAUCUAUGAAGAAAACUGCUUCAAGCCUCGCUCUGUCUAUCGACCUUUAAAUCCACUUGGACCAAAUAUAGGUGGAGAAAGUGGAGAGUCCUUCUACGAGUGGCUUGAAGGUCUGUGUUUAGAGAAGAGAGUAUUUUACCGUCUUAUAUCAGGACUCCACGCCAGCAUAAAUUUGCAUCUCUCCGCGAAAUAUCUUCUUGAGGGAACAUGGGGUGAACCACGCUGGGGACCGAAUCCGAAUGAGUUUAAAACACGAUUUGACCCAGCAGAAACCAAAGGAGAAGGUCCACGAAGGCUUAAAAAUCUAUACUUUUUGUAUCUGAUUGAACUUCGCGCAUUGUCCAAGGUUUCAUCUUACUUUGAGCGCUCUAUUGUUGACCUUUACACUGGAAAUAUGAAAGAGGAUGUAGAGACCAAGAAUCUGCUGCUGGACAUCUUCAAAGAUAUGCAGUCUUUCCCUAUGCACUUUGAUGAGAAAUCCAUGUUUGCAGGGAAUAAGAAAGAAGCCAAAUCAUUAAAGGAAGAGUUUCGUUUGCACUUUAAAAACAUAUCAAGAAUAAUGGACUGUGUUGGCUGUGAUAAAUGCAGAUUAUGGGGAAAACUUCAGACUCAAGGAUUGGGAACUGCUCUAAAAAUAUUGUUUUCUGAGAAAGAAAUACAGAGUCUUUCAGAGAACAGCUCAUCAAAAGGAUUUCAGCUUACACGGCAGGAAAUAGUUGCGCUAAUAAAUUCUUUUGGAAGGCUUUCGACAAGUAUCAAAGAGCUGCAGACUUUUAAGAUUCUUUUACAUGAUAAUAGGUAAUGGAAGAUGUGUAUCCUGUCUAAUUUUCUCUUAAGGUACUGUGCAAAAUUACCUAUAAAAUGCAGCUCUGCAAGAAGAAAUCUGCAGAAAAAUCACAUGGUGGACUAUUUAUUUGUUUUUGUUUGCCUUCCAAAGCAAAAGUAUUGAUUGCAGAAUUCUCACAGCUUCUCUUUCUUCAUCAAAUGAUCUUGCGUUGCUUUGGAUUUAAAUUUGAAUGUUACUUAAAUACUAAAAUCUCCAGGAAAAACAUCCAGUUCAAAAUAACUAUCUGUGGGAGUGUAUCCGAUACAGAAGAGUGAAUGAAAAUUUGCAAGAAUUCUUUUAAAUUAAGUAUGUCCCAAUAUUCUACUCUUUCCUUCUGUAAGUUGUGAAAUAAGUCAGGGAUGAUAACACAUUAUUGUACUGGAAUAUUUGUUUUAUCUUGAAUUGUCUUGCUCCCCCUUAUGUACAAAAAUAAAGUAGCUGAAUGGGACCAAAAAUAAACUCUAUAUAGACAUUAAACUAAAUGCGCCAGAAAGAGACCAAUCGCUAAGGAAAACAAAAUCCAAAACAUGUUCAUAUAAAACACACACAAUAUUAUUUAUGAGAAAUGUAGGUUGAGUGUUAAGACACAUUCUGCACACUAAAACAACAUUACUUUAAUGAAGCCGUUUUGUUGUAGAAAUCAUGCCCCUGCAGUUUCACUACUAAAUUCUCUGAUAUUUAGGAGGGAAAUCACUUUUGUUUCUGUCCAUGCCGCCCUAGCUACACCUCCCCUGCCUAUUACUCACACAGCCAACAUGAAAACAAUGGUUUUAUUUACAGUCAGAACUUAAAGAACAGUGUUUUUUUAAUUUAGAAUUUAUUUUCUCCAGGUAUAUUUUGAAUUUAAUUAUACACCGGAUGCCAUUGCAGGUUCUGACCAGCAGUUAACAGAGCAAGAGAUAAGAAUUCUAAAUUAAACAUAGGGUGCAAUAAUGGAUCCUAAAUACUUUUUUUCCCCUUCUUUCCAUGAAGUGUAAGGAAAGCUGUGUGUGUCACAUGCAGGGAGGUGUGGCUAGCACUGCAUAAAUUAAGUUAUUUAACUACUAUACAGCAGAGAAUUGAGUAGUGAGACUGCAGUGUCAUGAUCUAUACACCAAAACUGCUUAAUUAAGCUAAAGAAGUUUGGGCGUUUUAAGUGUCCCUUUAAAUAAUAUAGCAAAGCUCCAUACAAGUAUUGGAGACAAAAGUAUGAAUUCAUAGAAGCAAAUAAGGAUGAGACUGUGAAAGGCUGGAGUUAUGCACAGCAUGUGUUUUAAAUAUGUUAGGCAUUUUAAACCUGUAAGUCAACUGGAGGGAAUAUUCAAAAUCUGUGUACAUUAAUUGUACGAUUUAUUAAAUAAUAUGGAUAAAGUACUGAUUAUAGUUUCUCUAAUGCUCUUCAGAUGGUCUACAGGAUUAAUAAUGUUUUAUUUCUAUAUACUUUUGAACAUGCGUGUAUAACUUUCCUAUAGCAGAUAAUUCCUUUUGUGCCAGGUUCUAGGCUAGGGAAACACAGUGCUUCAUGAUGUAACAGCCACUAGCAUUCAGUUAAGAAACAAGUGCAGUCUUAUUUGUCCAUUAUGGGGCUUGGCUUCCAAAGAGAUUACCACUGUAAAAAAAAAAAAAAAAAAAAAGAGUAAAUCUCUAGUAAAUAAAUUAAAAUCUCUUAUACAUAUUAAUCAAUAUUAGCCAACAAAAUCCAAAAAUAGCAUAAAGAAAAAUAUGUGUACACAAAAAGUGUGAAGUGCUAGUGUACAAACAAUUAAAGUGAGAACGCAUGGUUUUGACAUUAUGGAUGAAAUCGAGUCCCCAUUAUAAUCUGAGAGUGUUGAUUCUUUCACUUAUAAGAAGCCCUACCCCCAAUGAAACAAACAAGAUUACAGGAAAAUAUACACUUGAAUACUUUCUACAUGUUUAAAGGGACAGUCCAUGGUUCAAGGAAGCAAUGCUCCAAAUGAGGUCUCAUCAGUGUUCUGUACAAUGGCAUGAGCACUUCCCUCUUUCUACUGCUAAUACCUCUUCCUAUACAACCAAGCAUUCUGCUAGCAUUUCCUGCUGCUCUAUUACAUUGUCUGCCUACCUUUAAAUCAUCAGAAAUAAUUAUUUCUAAAUUCAUUUCCUCAGAUGUUGAGGUUAGUAGUGUAAACCAAAAAAAACAAAAAACAUCCUACCUGGCCUUAGAACUGGGGAUUGUUACAGGGUUAUUCACUAAAGUGAGAAUUGACAGGAAUUCAAAGCAAAUUUCAAAUUUAAAGGGUUACUCCAGGCACCAUGCUGCUUCAGUAUUUUGAGAUUUUUAUUGUGCUUUGAGUCUGUAUGUGCAAUGUCUCAGUAUGAAACGCUGCACAGACUAAGAUAUUUUAUAUUGUUGCCCACCUCCAUCAGCACCACAAGCCAGCCUGUAACAAUAUCAAUUAUGUGUAUAUACAUAGAGGAUCACCUGAUGCUCUCAGCCAAUGAACGGCUGGUGGGAUUGGUGUCCAGAUUUAACACCUCUGCAAAAUCUGAAUGCGUGUCACCCGGCAGGAUCUAGGUAAGAUGGCAACCUGUGCAAAAUGGUUUGCCCCAUUACCAGGGACAGCGCCAUGGUACCACUCACAACGCUGAGUUGGUUAUGAUGCUUGGAUUGAUCCUUUACAGCCACAGUAGUCAAACUGAAACAUUCUACUAGUCAGCUAUUUUGGCUUUGAAUAACUCCGAUAGAGUUGGCGAAAUGGGAGUUAACAUGUUGAUCAACUGACUAGUUGGUGUCUUAAACAAAAUGAGGCAAUGAUAAAGUGGACAUUCAAUCCGUGCUUAAAGUCUACAGUCUUUCCUAGCCAAACCUGCAAAUUGUGGCUCUACAUUAAGUAUGGGGAGAGUAUUUUCUAUGGCGGUAAAGAAGAUAGAUGUGAGCAAAUAUUUGGGAUUUACAUAUAUAUUAUUUUUACACAGGCAAUAUAUGCUGCCUUUUUUGGUAGAGUAGUUAAAAUUAGAGGACCACUAAAGUAACCCAGGCCACUUCAUCUUAGAGUGCAGUGGUCUUUUAGUUGGAUAUUUGCACCUUUUUCGGCACUGGAAAAAGGUAAGUAAAAAAAUCUUUGUUUUAUAUUUUUAUUUACACACACAGGGAAUACAUGUUUGGAUGCCUAACACUUUAGUGUUCCUUGAAGGCGAAUCCCUUUUGGAAUCCUUUUAAAGAAGUGUUUGGGAUGACAAAAUUAUUCAAAUAAAGAAUUACCAGAAGUACGUUUUCUAUAAAUAUUAGUUAUCAUUUGUGAAUUAUGAGUGGAACUAAAUUGUAACUCCAAAAAUGUUGGAUCCUAAACGUAAAUAAAUUGAAGGUUUAUAUAAUUUUUGUUAAGGUAUUCAGCAAAAGCAGAGGCCUGACACCUCAUCAAUGUAACUCACUAACAUAAAUAAAGUUGUAUUAAAGAAUGAUGGGGGUUGCGAUCCCCAAAGAUGCAGGUAGUAUUCCACCAGUCCAAGGACAUGUUGUCAUAGGAGUGCUCAAAAUGUAUCAAACACAGCAGUCCCGGACUUCGAAAGAUAGUUAAUGAAACAUCACACAUAAUCCAAAUUAAAAGGAAUUCAGUGAUGACUACCUUGAUAUUUGUACAAAUAAAACUCAACAGCUUCAAGUCUAAAAUGGUGGGUAAUGCAACAAUGUGAGAAAUAACA